UUGUUUGUAGCUCAAUGAACAAUCCACUACUAAAAUGAACCAUGUAUACGGGAAACAUAGCAGCAAGAAACAAGAUUGAAAAAUAGAAAUACAUUUGGGGAUUAUUUGUAUCACUAGUCCAGACUAGAGAGCCACAAGCACGUUGUUUAUCAGAAUGCCCCAUAGCCAAAUUCUAGCAAAAAGGCUUAAGAGAGUGUGUUACCUGAAGAAUAUAAAGGAAGUUCAAUCAGCCUUUAUCCGGAGCAGAAGGAUCAGUGAUAACUUAUUCCUGGCACAAGAGUAACUUACGGAUUAUAACGGAACUAGUGAAGUGUCCAAGUGUUACAUGAAUGUGGAUUUCAUAAAGGCUUGUGACUCAAUAAGAUGGGUUUUCGUGGGUUCCCUUUGCAGUUUAUCAAAUGGAUUUAGACGUGUGGUACAACGCUCAUGUCAUAAACUGGUAUACAUGAUAGGAUACAAGGGUGGCAUGCAUAGAGUGGGUAGAAGGGUAAUUUAGAAGGGAAACGGGUCUGAGACAUUGGAGAGCUUAUCUCCACCUUAUUUGUUUGAGAGUGAAUGCAUUCUAGCAAGUUAUCAAUAACCACUGUUCAAUACCACAGCAGAUGUCAAGAAAUAACGAUGGCACACCUGUGCUUUGCUGAUGACUUAAUGAUAUUUUGUAUAGUAUUAUAACCGUAAUGCAGUGAGAUUUCAAUUGAUUUAAAGUUGUAUUCAGGUAUACUUGAUAGUACUAUUUAGCAGAUCUUUUCUGCUCACACUAUUCUUUUAUCUUUUUCUGUCCUCUAUUUCUUGUGUGCGUGCGUGUGUUUCAGCCUUCAGGUAUACUUGAUAGUCUUAGCUGAUCUUUUCUGUUCUCACUAUAGUUCUUUCUUUUUCUGGUGUGUAUGUGUGUGUCUUUUUUUCUGGUGUGUUCACUUCUGAAACCCAUUACAUGAUGAAAACAAACUAUUUUUCACAGAAGAUUUUUCUUAUAACUCAUUCCCAAUGGACCAACUAAUCUGGGGAUCAAUACAGUUGUUCACUAGAUGGCAGCCCAGUUAAAGCUGGGAGCCUGGGACAAAAACCUUCAUAUGUGCUGUCCCAUUACAAGAACAGAUCGCGCAGGUGGGUGAGUCAAAUCCAGACCAACGGCUCCCUAAGGCCACGGUUAGCAAUGUGCCACAAAAACGAUCAACGUAAUUACCAAAUAACCUAGCACACAGGAUCUAACAUGAUCCCAGUUGUGUGAUAAGAUCACUUUUGAAAAUUAAUAGAAAAAGAGAGAAGGGGAGAAAUUGAUCACUUCAAGGGGAUCAAACCUCCAACUAGAUCACUUCAAGGGGAUCAAACCUCCAAAGCCUUUAGGCAAUUGUAAUAUUAUUUUUACAUAGUGGGAUGACAUAAUAUCCUAGACUCCGGCACUUAGACCUAAAAUCAUGCAUUGAUAGAAAAAAAAAAUGCAAAAUAAAUACGUCAACUAAAUAAUAAUCGUAUCAUUGAAGUACUUAGAGAAGUUGCCAUUUGACAUGAAACCAAUAUCAAAUCGGGUAACUAUGUAAUUCUUAAGCUAAGAUAAAAAAAACUGUAAUGUGUAAGUUGACUGUAAACCUUGAGAAGAAGUCUUCAUAAAGGAAACGAAGCUUGCUGCAAGAAAAUUUAGUAUAUGAUUUAUUAUUAUAUCCGGGGAGAGGUCCUCCCUCUGACAAAUGAAAAGUUGUCUUUUUAGGAUUUUUUGCGCUGCCUGGGACAAAAAUAUCACUGUCUUACACAACGAAGCAGACAUAGCAUUUGUAUUAGCAAUUGAGUUUCAUCAGAUUUCCUGCUCAACAGGUUCCGACAUCCAACUAUCCAAGCAACAUCAAAGAAAGCUAUCUUCAGUAAGAAAACAUUAAGAUAGCUAUGAUUAACAGUUCAAAUACAUAAUUAAACACUAGAAUAAGAUUUUUCUACGCCUGCAGAUUUCUUAAAUGGUUUCCAUGGUCUAAAACACCAAGCAAGCUGCUGUCACAAAUCCUUGAAUUUCUGCAUAAUAGUAGGUUGGAAAUAGUCGAACUUUGUUUGACUUUAUAAAUCCCUGCUAUGGAAAAGAUAAAGAUAAAGUAUUCAUAGUUUAAUAUAAAACAAGGAAAUCUGUAGUAUCUAAACUGCACACCAAUUAAAAAAGCUGGUAUAUUGACUAAGUACAGGACACCGUUGUAGAACUGUUGCUGGAAGAUUAGAGUCCACCUUUCUCAUCGCCCAAUUCUCAUCCUCUACACUCCAUCUUCCUUUGUCAUCAUAGUUUUACCAUUGCAAAUAGAAGGCGAUUACUGCUGUACUUCCAGCAACAUAAGUCCAUCAUCUAAUUUUAACGGGUGGCGGCGGGUCCAAAAGCUCCUAAAUAUGCCAUCUUUGGACCCAGUGAAUACAACUACAAAUGGUGUGUAUCAGUCCAAGGAAUCUUGCCAUUGCUUUUCACUUGCUGAGAUACACCUGGCGACCAACAACUUCGACGAUGCUUUGGUUGUUGGGAGAGGGGGAUUUGGUAAGGUGUAUAAAGGGUUCAUCAACGAUGCCGAUGGAACUACUGUUGUUGCCUUUAAGCGCUUGAAUGCUGAGUCCAAGCAAGGGGCAAAAGAGUUUUGGACAGAGAUCAAGACACUUUCGACCCUCCGGCACCCCCAUCUUGUUACUCUGAUUGGCUAUUCGGAUGAAUUCGGUGAGAUGAUACUUGUUUAUGAAUAUAUGAUCAAUGGGACGCUUGCUGAGCUUCUGUAUAAAACAAGUAGGAAGAGAUAUGGUCCUGAUUUUCAUCAUCUCAAUUGGGAGCAGAGGAUCAACAUUUGCAUUGGUGCUGCCCAUGGAUUGGACUACCUUCAUACUGAGAAACGUGUCAUACAUAGAGAUGUGAAGACCACAAAUAUUUUGUUGGAUGAAAACUGGAAAGCUAAGAUUUCAGAUUUUGGGUUGUCCAGAAUGGGCACCACAAACCAGCUGCAAACCCAUGUUAGCACAGAGGUUAGAGGCACAUUCGGUUAUUUGGAUCCGCAGUUCUUCUCAACAUGUAGGCUAACCUAGAAGUCUGACGUGUAUGCCUUUGGUGUGGUGCUGUUUGAAGUGUUAUGUGCGAGGCCACCUAUGGACUUUGGGGUUGAGGAGGAGCAAUGCAGUCUAGCCCUGUGGGCUCAACACUGCGUCAAGCAUGGAAUGCUUGACCAGAUCAUUGAUCCCUCUUUAAGAGGGAAAAUUCCGGCCCAUGGACUGAAGGUGCUUGCAGAAGUUGCUAACAAAUGUCUCCAUAAUCAUCCUAAAGGAAGACCUACUAUGGCUGAAGUUGUUGACAGCCUUGUGCUCAUGUUGGAUUCACAAGGCAAUUCACCUAAGCGAAAGGGUAUAAUCUCAAAGGUGUUACAGAGAAUUCCACGUGUAGUAGCUAAAGGUAUUUGUUUUGGAUGGA
This is a messenger RNA of Rhododendron vialii, 3415 nucleotides long. RefSeq names its product putative receptor-like protein kinase At5g39000. The record is from RefSeq and is a predicted model, not a curated record. Gene Ontology annotation, molecular function: ATP binding; transmembrane receptor protein tyrosine kinase activity. Gene Ontology annotation, biological process: protein autophosphorylation. The coding region runs from base 2362 to 3036 and encodes 224 amino acids. NCBI's taxonomy places the organism in Eukaryota, Viridiplantae, Streptophyta, Magnoliopsida, Ericales, Ericaceae. The transcript has a single exon. Gene Ontology annotation, cellular component: plasmodesma; plasma membrane.